This is a messenger RNA of Prunus avium (sweet cherry), 972 nucleotides long. Its product is annotated as Nuclear transport factor 2 (NTF2) family protein. The record is from RefSeq and is a predicted model, not a curated record. Lineage: Eukaryota; Viridiplantae; Streptophyta; Magnoliopsida; Rosales; Rosaceae.
AUGUAAAAGGGAAGUGGACAGAGCACGGCCACGUUGCGCGCCAUGAAGCCACGAGUUCUUCUUACUCUUCUUGUUUUCUUCUGAAGCCAAGCCAUCACUCAGUCUCUCACAUUCUUUACGAUUCAGGACCUGUUUUGCCCGCAACAAAUUAUCAUCUUCGGCCAUGGAGAAAAACCAACAAGAUAAGGAAGAGUAUAUGGAUCAGAAGAGGGAAGCGUGCUGCAAAGGAGCAUGUGAAUUUAUUUCAAGAAAGCACCUUUCUGAUGAUAUAAUGCCUCACAUUCUAAACCUAUAUGGAUCCCGUGCAACGGCCUCUGACUUUGAAAUCUACAGUCCAAAUGCUUCCUUUGAGGACCCACUGAUGUGUGCUCGUGGGUUGAAGCAGAUCAAAUCAGCGUUUUAUUCACUUCCCAAGAUCUUUAGUGAAUCAAGAAUUGUGGAAUACACCAUCACAGAAAAUAUGAUUUCACCAGGAAAUCAUGAGAUAAUGAUCGAUAACAAACAACAUUACAAGUUCAUGGGGAAAGACAUAGAUGUGAUAUCACUCAUCAAAUUGCACCUUUUGGAAGGAAAAGUUGUUCGCCAUGAAGAUUGGUGGGACAAGAAGCCUCUUUGGAAUAGAGAAACAGUUAAGAUACCGCUGAUUGGCCGCGUUGUGGAAAUGACUCGUAGGGGUUCAAUGUUGGCAACUCAUGUUAUGAUGGGGUUUGGGAAGGAUCCAUCCACGGAUAUAAAAUAAACUCCGAUAUAUAGACUGACGUUAGUAUAGUUUGCCCUUGGGGUUGUGUAUAUCUUUUCCACAAUUUUAAUCUUGUUUUUAGCUUAUGCUUGCUUUUGAUAAACUGAUAUUAAAAAUGAAAAUCUGGCUGGAGUCAGAUUUAUAUGUCAUGUUUAGUUCUAUGUCAGCUUCAUGAUUUGAUACUGGAUAUUUGGAAAUGGUCGAGCCAAAGUAAUGUAAAUUAACAUUUUAUA